Molecule: messenger RNA, 1008 nt
Organism: Caenorhabditis bovis
Lineage: Eukaryota; Metazoa; Nematoda; Chromadorea; Rhabditida; Rhabditidae
Source: the annotation of a GenBank genome assembly
AUGUCGGAUCAUUCGGAUGAUGGAGAAGAAGAAGAUUAUCCAUAUGGAAUUGACGAAAAAGAUGAAGGAUCUGAACCAAGACCAACUGUCAUAUUAAUGGGAAAAAAGAGGAGUGGAAAAACAUCGAUCCGUAAGGUUGUGUUCCAAAAAAUGUCACCAAAUGAAACGAUGUUCGUCGAAAGUACAGCAAGAGUUACAAAAGAAAACAUUUGCUCGUCGUUCAUUAACUUCGAGACGAUCGAGUUUCCCGGUCAAAUGUGUCCAUUCGAACAAAAUCUUGACCCCGAAAACACAUUUAAGAAAUGCGGGGCUCUUUUGUACAUCAUUGAUGCUCAACAGACCGAUUUUGAACCUGCGUGUAAGACGUUGGUCGAUUAUUUCUCGGAAGCCUACAGAAUCAAUGACAAGAUAAAAUUCGAUGUUUUUGUGCACAAAGCGGAUGGGCUCACAGAGGAAACUCGCGUUGAAACGAAAUUCGAAAUAUAUCAUUAUGUUAAAGAAAACAUUCGACUUAAUAUUGGACACGAUAUCAAUAUUACCUAUCAUCUCACUUCCAUUUAUGAUCAUUCCAUUUUUGAAGCAUUUUCCAAAGUUGUCCAAAAUCUUGUGAAACAGCUUCCAACACUUGAAAGACUCUUAGAUAUUUUCAAUCAGGGUUCUAACGUUACUAAAUCCUUUUUGUUCGAUAUUUUGUCGAAAAUUUACAUCGCCACUGACACUGAACCUGUAGAAAUGAAUAUAUACGAGUUGUGCUGCGACAUGAUCGAUGUCACCUUAGAUAUAUCUUCAAUUUAUGGAUCCAACGAAAGUGGAAAUUCGUUCGACGAGUCAUCUGCCGCUGUGAUCAAGCUGAAAUCGGAGCAAGUCCUGUUCCUCAGACAGGUCAACAAGCAUUUGGCGUUAGUCUUCAUCAUGAGAGAGGAGAAUUACGACAAGCAGGGAUACAUUGAUUAUAAUUUCAUGUGUUUCAAAGAAGGCCUCGAAAAAGUCUUCCUUUUGAAAAAAUAA